This is a messenger RNA of Truncatella angustata, 669 nucleotides long. Its product is annotated as glutathione S-transferase. NCBI's taxonomy places the organism in Eukaryota, Fungi, Ascomycota, Sordariomycetes, Amphisphaeriales, Sporocadaceae. Bases 1 to 669 code for a protein of 222 amino acids. Gene Ontology annotation, biological process: translational elongation. The transcript has 2 exons. Gene Ontology annotation, cellular component: cytoplasm; nucleus. The record is from RefSeq and is a predicted model, not a curated record.
AUGGGCUCUUUCGGCAAAAUCUACUCCUACCCAGGCAACUGGCGAGUCCAGCGCGCCCAGGUUGUCGCUUCCCUCAACAACCUAGAGGUCUCCCUUGCGGAGGGCUUCGCGAUGGGACAGACCAACAAGACGCCUGAGUUUCUGUCCAAGUUCCCCUUGGGCAAGGUGCCCGCCUUCGAGGGGGCCGACGGAUUCUGCGUGGCCGAGGGCGCGGCCAUCUGCUCUUACAUCGCAUCCUCCGGUCCCAAGGCCGCGCAGCUCUUGGGCUUGUCCGACACCAAGACCGCUGCACGCGUCACCGAGUGGAGUUGCUUCGCCGAGAACGAGCUUGUGCCCAACGUCAUGCCUGCGGCGGUCAUGUGUUUGUUCAAGAUCGUGCCGUUCGAUGCGCAGAAGUACGACCAGAGCGCGUCGAACUUGCUGCGGGCGCUGAGGAGACUCGAGGUCGCCGUCAAGGACGGUAAGAAGUUCUUGGUUGGUGAGGAGCUCACCCUAGCGGACGUCAUGGUUGCUGGGCCGUUGUUCUUUGCUCUGGGUUAUCUGAUUGAUGACGAGAUGAAGAGGGAGGUGCCUGAAGUCAACAGAUAUCUGGAAGGUUUGUCGCAGAUUCCCGAGUUCAAGGGCGCGUUUGGGGAGUUGAAGAGUGUUGCCUCCAGAGUUAAGCAGUAG